This is a messenger RNA of Gadus macrocephalus (Pacific cod), 499 nucleotides long. It is a transcript of the gene uqcrh, whose product is annotated as cytochrome b-c1 complex subunit 6, mitochondrial. Lineage: Eukaryota; Metazoa; Chordata; Actinopteri; Gadiformes; Gadidae. The coding region runs from base 115 to 387 and encodes 90 amino acids. Gene Ontology annotation, biological process: mitochondrial electron transport, ubiquinol to cytochrome c. The transcript is spliced from 4 exons. The record is from RefSeq and is a predicted model, not a curated record.
UUGCCAGAAAAAAAGAAGAAGUGUCGUGACAAGCCGACUGAGCUGAGCAGUGACCUGUACUGUGUCCUCCACAAAUCCAUCAGCUGUUUACAUUAAGCUAAGAGUAUUGAAAUCAUGGUUUUUGAGGAGAAAAUGAUCAUGAACGGUGAACCAGAUGAGGAAGAAGAGGAGGAGGAGGAAGAGGACAUGGUGGAUCCCCUUGAAUCAGUGCGGCAGAAGUGUGAGGAUGUGGAGCAUUGUGUCCACACCAAGGAGCGCCUGGAGCAGUGCGAGAGCAGGGUCGGCUCGCGCUCUGCCACAGAGGAGGACUGCACUGAAGAGCUCUUUGAUUUCCUUCAUGCACGGGACCAUUGUGUAGCGCACAAACUCUUUCAUUCUGUCAAAUGAAGUCCAUUUGAAGAUCUCGGUAGUCUACUAUAGCAGAAAGACCCCGGGCUUUAUAUCCUUACGUGCAUAUUGUAUUUGAUUGUGUGAAUAAAUUGUAAAUUAAGUAUUAAAA